UGCAUAUCAAGCGUCGUACACAGGAGUAAAAAUAACUCCCUUUCCUACAAACCUGCAGAGGAUUCGGCCUCAGACAGAAAGGGAGGAGAAAAGCGUGGCUUUACGGGUCGUGAGCCGCUUGCGUCGGGCUGUCGGAAGCUGAGAGGAUUCAUGGAAUGAAGAAAAAGACCAUUUGCUUUGUUUGGUAAAGAAAGGAAGGAAGAAAGAAAAAAAGAAAGAUCAGUUCACGACCACCUCCAUUCUCUCUCUCUCUCUCUCUCUCUCUCUCUCUCUCUUCCCACGCGAAUAACGCACGCUACCACCUCCUCCCAAAAAUCUCAAAUCAGAAAAAAACGUGUCCUCCGAAGGGAAGAAGAGAAAUGUCGACUUCCCAUAGCUUGUUUUCGUGGGCUGAAGGCGCUGAGAGAGCAGCAGCAGCAGCAGAUGGGCAAGGAGGAGGAGAAGAACAAAGGAAAUGUUCGGCAUCAGAGAUAGAGGAAAUUAAGGCUUCAGAUCGGGACGAGACCAACGCCUGGUCCAGCUCUUUCCAUGCUAGAACUUCCCAUUCCACUACUACUCCGAGGAGCAGGCAAGGGGCCUCUGCCUUUGUAUCUCCGAAGAGUCCUCAUCAGCUAAGGGACUCUGGCUUUGGUUUGCUCUCGAGUCCCUUGAGAAGCAGUAGCAGGCUUUCUGUCCCUUCUCCUUCUUCUUCCUCUUUUCUUGAUUUCGGUUGUUUGUGGAGAUGGAAGCUUUGGGCUGGUUUUUGGUUUCCUUGGGGGAGUGCUGGGAAUGUGACUGGGGUGAAGCAGCAUCUAUUGGGGAAAAGGAAGGGGUCGAUGUGCCUCUGGCAUCGGCGGAAACGGGUCAGGGGUGUUGCGGUGGUUAUUGGGCUGGUGCUGUCUUUCUUCUUCUUACUGAAUUGGUGGAUGCUUUUGCAUCUUCAAGAUUCCGAUCUUCGUCACAAGGACACCGGGCCUUUCUUUAACAAAUCAUCUUCGCUGUCUAUUCGGGGUGAGUGGAGUAAGUUUGCAAAAGGGAAAAGGCCCCAAAGAGUCUUGUAUACGAGGCUGUUGGCUUUGGCUGCCCAUGCAUUGGCUGAGGGAGUGGAUAAACCGGAUCCCAAAGGCUUAUGGGAGGAACCAUUGAUUCCUGAUUCUGUUUGGACACCUUGUGCUCAUCAUCGCAGUUGGCAAGAUCAUGAGGGGAACAAUGGUUACAUUCUAGUCAGUGCAAAUGGCGGCAUAAACCAGCAGCGAGUUGCUGUUUGCAACGCUGUGGCUGUUGCUCGUUUACUUAAUGCAACUCUUGUUCUACCAAAUUUUUUGUAUAGUAGUGUAUGGAAAGAUAAGAGUCAAUUCAGCGAUAUAUAUCAGGAGGAUCAUUUUAUGAACUACUUGAAAGCUGAUAUCCGAAUUGUGAAAGAACUUCCUCUAGAACUGCAAUCACUUGAUUUGGAGGUGAUUGGUAGUCUGGUAACUGAUGAAGAAUACAUGAAGGAAGCAAAGCCAAGUUUUUAUCUGAAAAACAUUCUCCCUAUCCUACUUAAAAAUAGAGUUGUCCAUUUCAUUGGUUUUGGAAACCGCCUGGCUUUUGACCCUAUACCAUCUGAAUUGCAGAGACUCCGAUGCAGAUGCAACUUCCAUGCUCUACAAUUUGUUCCUAAAAUACAAGAAACUGGGGCAUUGCUUAUCAAACGGAUGCGUCAGCAUUCACCACGUCUGGGACCCGUUGAUCGUAAUCUGCUUGGUUCAUUCGCAGUGGAAUCAAAAAGGGAAGGAGAAAAGGAUCUUCCUGGUGAUGCUUCUUCAUAUUUAGCUCUCCAUCUAAGGUUUGAAAUUGACAUGGUGGCUCAUUCUAUGUGUGACUUUGGUGGUGGGGAAGAAGAGAGAGAAGAGUUGGAUGCAUAUCGUGCAAUCCAUUUUCCUGCACUGACACUUCUUAAGAAGAGCUCAAAGCUACCUUCUUCUGCAUUACUACGAUCAGAAGGAAAAUGUCCUCUAACACCUGAAGAGGCAGUACUUAUGCUUGCUGCUCUUGGUUUCAACCGUAAGACACUGAUAUUUCUUGCAGGUGCACAUAUUUAUGGGGGAAAGUCGAGAAUGGCUGCUUUGACUAGCUUGUAUCCUAAUUUUGUUACUAAAGAAGACCUGCUUUCAUCAACUGAGAUCAGACCAUUCGUGAAUUUUUCGUCUCAGUUAGCUGCCCUCGACUUCAUAGGAUGUGCUGCUGCGGAUGCAUUUGCCAUGACAGAUUCAGGGAGUCAGCUAUCAUCCUUAGUGUCAGGUUAUCGAAUAUACUAUGGUGAGGGGAGACUGCCGACAAUACGGCCCAAUAAGCGGCGGCUAGCUGGGAUCUUCUUGAAGAAUGCCACCAUGGAAUGGGAGGAGCUGGAAGAGAGUGUAAGAAAAGCAGUCAGGCAGAGUAAAAAGAUUCGGGAAAGACCUGUUGCGAGGAGCAUUUACAGGCAUCCUCGGUGUCUUGAGUGCAUGUGCAACAUGAAUUGAUAAUCACCACCACCACCACCACCUUAACAUUGUUAUCAGCAAAUCAACAUGAAUGUGAUUUAAGUUGAAUUUGUAGUGUCUCAUUAUUUAUUUAUUUAUUGUUAGCCAUUCUUCAAUAGAAUCAUUUUGGCCACUAUAAUAAGAGGAUUGGAUUAGGAGAGUAGAAAGAGUUGAGUUUUUUUUUCUUUUUUCGUGUAAGAGUCUAAAUGCAAAUUUUUUAAUUGUAAAUCGAAAUUUAUUAAAGAAAUGAGGAGAGAGUACUUAAUGGGGAGGCACUGGAAAAGCUAGCUUUGGGUGCCCUCUAACAAUCUUUAAAAUGUGUCAAUGAUUUUAAAACGCUAGUCUUGUUUACCAUAUCUUUCCAUC
Molecule: messenger RNA, 2849 nt
Organism: Magnolia sinica
Lineage: Eukaryota; Viridiplantae; Streptophyta; Magnoliopsida; Magnoliales; Magnoliaceae
Product: O-fucosyltransferase 2-like
Exons: 10
Coding region: 360-2483 (707 amino acids)
Source: RefSeq, a predicted model, not a curated record